AUGGAUUUACGGGACGAUUUCCACCGAUCUUCUGAACACUAUUCUGAAGCCCAACACCAAGCAUACGCUGCUUGGACGGCGUUGGCAAAUAUUUUUCAAGAUAAUAAGGCCACGCGAACCAUCGAUCUGAAUAACAAGUUUGCCAACACACGUCUUGAACAAUUUCCCUCCAUGACGGCGUACUGCCAGGCGCUCAAGGUAAUCUAUGAUCAACUUACUAACGUUGGUUCUCCCAUCACUGAAGAACAAUUGGUCUUACAACUCCUCAUGGGCCUUACGGAAUCAUAUGAGAGCACCGCUACUAUCAUUCAACAAACCAGUCCCUUACCGGACUUCUAUGAGACCCGAUCAAGACUAUGUAUGGCUGAGACACGCAAAGCAAAUCAGGUUCGCAAUGCAGCUCAAGCCACUGGUACUGCUCUCGUGGCAUCUUCCAACACUCGUCCGCCGCCAAAUUCUGACAAUCCAGGCUCUCGGUCAGGUUCCAGUCGCUAUGAAGCUCGCUCAGAUUCAAAAUCGGGAUCAAAACACCCGUGGAAGAGGUCGCGGUCGCGGCCGUGGACACGGACGCGGUGGUUCAGCAGGUAG
Molecule: messenger RNA, 588 nt
Organism: Helianthus annuus (common sunflower)
Lineage: Eukaryota; Viridiplantae; Streptophyta; Magnoliopsida; Asterales; Asteraceae
Exons: 1
Coding region: 1-588 (195 amino acids)
Source: RefSeq, a predicted model, not a curated record